Messenger RNA from Rotaria sordida, 2298 nucleotides. The record is from the annotation of a GenBank genome assembly. NCBI's taxonomy places the organism in Eukaryota, Metazoa, Rotifera, Eurotatoria, Philodinida, Philodinidae.
AUGACACAAGUUAAAUUAAUAGAAUCAUCAAGUACUUUUAAAAUGAUCGAACAAAAUAAUUCUUCAGUAAAUAAUAAUGACAAAACAGUUGAUAUUCAACUUUCACCAAAUAUGAAAAAGUCAUUGUCCAUUUCAUCUGAUUUGCAUCGUUUUGAGAAUGGUAAAAUCAAAUGUAAUAUACAAAAUCAAGAUGGAACAACGAAGACUAUUGAAUGUGAUAUAAAUAUCAAACAAGGUCGAUUAUUUUGUAAAAACUAUUGGAAAGAUUUUGGAGAGAUGGCAUCUAAUCAGCAAUACGUUUUCGAAACGGAACUUACAGCAAAAGGUGAUCCGGUACAUUUACUUGUCAACUAUUUUCCUACAUCACAUUCUGCAUUAAAAAGUGUUUCUGUCAUGAUCAAUGAAAAAUCCAUUAAACCUGCGACAGAUAUAUACAUGCAUAGAACAUUAGAUGAAUUUAUCGCAUAUAACAAAGAUCAGGAGAUUAUUAUUCAGUCUGAAUCUAUUGUUACCCUAAAGGUUAUUAUUAAAUUAAAAGAUUUUGUUCAAACAUCAAACGAAGCAUCUAGAUUUUUACAGGAAAUACAAGUAAUUUCUCUGCGAGAAAUAUUUCUUGGUCUUGAUCAGAUGGUUUAUAAAUAUCGUCCAUUCUGUUUUUUGAUAUCAGGUACAAUAGGUACAUCUCAAUCAAAUACCACGUAUUCUGAUGUUGUGUUCAAAACUUUGAACGAACUAUUUACUAGUAUAACAUUGAUCUCUUGGGACACAUUAGCAUGUGUAUUAGAUACAUAUCGAAGCUCAACAAAGACCAAUGAGAAGACAAAAGCUUUACUCGAGAUUAACCACAUACUUCAAAACUCAUUUCACAACAAACCAAUACUAACUGAAUCGAAUGUAGGCGAACUUAUCGAUGAAAUACGAAAAUCUAUUUCAGGUAUAAAAUUAGCGCAUUAUUUCAUUCAAAAGGUCAUUUACACAUGGAAUAUUCAUCCGGUUAUAACACUACCAUUAUCACAAGAUACGAUCGAAGAUUCACUCGGUUUAGCAGCUGCAUGUUUAUCAACUCAGCUAAUUAAAUCAGAUCAACAAGAAUGUCAAUUCAUUGAUAUAUUGUCCUUACUUCGUGUUACGACAAAGUUUAAUCCAUCUUCAGAGCUAUCAUUUAAUCAAAUGAUAACAAUACUUAAUGCUACUUUAAGACCAUCAUCAAAAUUAUUUGAAAUAUUUUCGAAUUUUUUGAGUUACGGUUUUAAAAUUCUUACUGCUUCAGUAGACAAGGAGUUAGACUAUAUUGUACAGGAAUGGCCAUGGAAUACAAAUAUCUUGAAACAAACAGCAAUUUCAACUUCCAGGGCAAUAUCAGCAUUAUUUUUUGACCAAGACAAAAAUAAACACGAAAAUGCAGAAAACUCUAUUGAAGAUAAUUUAGCAAGUUUUUUCAACGUAUUCAUACAACAACUAGAACCUGACUUAAGUUUAUUAUGGAAAUCUUGUUUAAAUUUGAAUACAGCAGAUACAAUUUCAAUAUCUGAAUCACUGCAAAUAAUAUGUAAUAUGAUACCAGAAAAUUUUCAAGUGAGACAAGAAGCUUAUCUACUUGCAGAUAUUGCUAAAAUAUUGUUAAACUAUCGUGCAUUUCCUGAACAGUCAUUCGAUAAACUCACAAAAUAUUCAAUCGAUCUUCUGGAUUGUCGAACUGAUGAAAUUCGUGCUAUUUGGAAAGAAAAGAAGCCUCGAUGGCAGGAUUGCAUCAUUAAGUUAAUUGAAUAUAUUUUCGAUCCACCAUUUGUUGUAAAAAGUUUACUUACAAAAACUUAUAGAUUGCCAAUGGAUGAAGAAGAACUAGAAAAUGAUAUUCGUCGAGCAGUUGGACAUCAGAUUGAAGACGCAUAUAUAAAAAAUACAGCAAAAGAAUUGUUCAUACUCAAGGAAUCAUUAACAAAUGAAAAUAGUUCAAACAUAAUUAAUACUACGAAUAACUUUAUUGUACAUUGCAGAAAAAUUGGUUUAAUAGCAUCAUCAGAACGAAUCAUUUAUAUAAAUCGAGCAUUAUUAGCAGUAGAAAAAUUGCACAACUAUUCUCAAACAUAUGAUUAUUCAGCGAUUGAUAUUUGGUUUGGAUUAGUUAUCUUAUGUGGAUGUAUAUCAGAUAAAUGGCGUAAGUCACCUUUAUGGUAUGCGUCGGAAACAUUAUUUCAAUUCACCAAGAAUCCUUCGAUUGAAAACACUUUAAAUAUUUUUAUUCAAGGUCUUUCUCAUGUGGCACAAGAAAACCAUUGUACUGAAUUUAUUGACUGA